AUGUCUGGAACUUCCAACGUCGGUAACAGUGCGGUCUACGAGUCCCAGGACCAGGUCACCAGGUCCAACGCCGAGAUCGAGCAGGAGAAGAAGGAGGCCCGCUUCCACGAGGGCAAGGAGCACUCUCACAAGGCUCAGGACUCUAAGGACGAGCGAUCCAUCGCCAACAAGCUCGAGCGCGAGGAGAAGCGUGAGAAGGAGGGUGAGGAGAAGUCUCUCGAGGACCGCCAGCGCGAGCAAGAUGCCACCCUCCCCGCACGCGCACACGGCAACGAGCCUUCCAAGGGAGCCAAGAUCGACCAGGAGCUGAGGGAAGAGGACGAGGCUAUGCUCAAGAAGAAGGGCGCCAACUAA
This is a messenger RNA of Alternaria ventricosa, 354 nucleotides long. RefSeq lists its product as uncharacterized. The transcript is spliced from 2 exons. Bases 1 to 354 code for a protein of 117 amino acids. The record is from RefSeq and is a predicted model, not a curated record. Lineage: Eukaryota; Fungi; Ascomycota; Dothideomycetes; Pleosporales; Pleosporaceae.